AUGUCGCGCGACAUGACGCAGCAACACCAUUUCUCGCUACCCUGGGCGCUACACUACCAACCCAGAGACGCCGGAGCACCUAACACGACAAAUGCCGCCGCUAACCCGAAUGCCCCGAGCGUGCGCCGUGAGCUAUACGAGCAGUCGUUGUAUACAAGACAACCCCACCACACCGCUAUAGAGACUCACACGCAUGUGCAGUGUAAAGGUGAGGAAGAGAGGUCAGACUUCCGUGACCACUACCUGCGGUGUCAGCCUCCCUACACCAAGUGUGGGGAGGAGGAGGAACGUGAUCGUGAGGAGGUGUCCAGCACAGCCGCCGACCAGCAGCCGUGGGAUGAGAAACUUGUGAGCAGUUCCCUGUGCCCGUCAUCAGCUCCUUCAAGAUCGGACGCGGCGUCACCACAACAGCACGUCACCACCACGCACCCUGGCGGCCGCCGCGGCGCUUUACAAUUGUGGCAGUUCCUGGUGUCCCUCCUGGCCGAGGGGGCGCGCUGCGUGGCCUGGACCGGCCGGGGACUGGAGUUCAAAUUACACGAACCUGAGGAGGUAGCCCGUCGGUGGGGCGCUCAGAAGAAUCGACCAGCCAUGAAUUAUGACAAGCUGUCAAGAUCUCUCCGGUAUUAUUACGAGAAAGGCAUUAUGCAGAAGGUGGCAGGAGAACGCUACGUGUAUAAAUUCGUUUGUGAUCCUGAGGCAUUAUUUAGUAUGUCACCGCCUGCGCGUGCGCGCUCACCCCCACCACAAUACGAGGUUCUUACCCAGCUGUACGGAGGGGUGGUAGGGGGGUACCCCCAAUACCUCCCCCAACAGGAUUAUAACCGGAGAUUCUACCCCCACGGAUUGGGUUAUGAUACUUAACCUAGAAUGAUGAAGAAGUAAUUAACAGUAGAGA
Amyelois transitella is the source of this 898-nucleotide messenger RNA. RefSeq lists its product as uncharacterized. The record is from RefSeq and is a predicted model, not a curated record. The transcript has 8 exons. Gene Ontology annotation, biological process: cell differentiation; regulation of transcription by RNA polymerase II. Lineage: Eukaryota; Metazoa; Arthropoda; Insecta; Lepidoptera; Pyralidae. The coding region runs from base 1 to 864 and encodes 287 amino acids. Gene Ontology annotation, molecular function: DNA-binding transcription factor activity, RNA polymerase II-specific; sequence-specific DNA binding. Gene Ontology annotation, cellular component: nucleus.